This is a messenger RNA of Anisakis simplex (herring worm), 642 nucleotides long. NCBI's taxonomy places the organism in Eukaryota, Metazoa, Nematoda, Chromadorea, Rhabditida, Anisakidae. The record is from the annotation of a GenBank genome assembly.
AAGAGCUGGCGAAUAAUUUUAGCAAAUGAGAAAAUUGACGAAUAUUUUUGGAGAAUUAAUUUUCGUUUCUGCAAGAGAUGUGAAUUUGAGGAUACGUAUUCGUUGCCGUCCGGGAAAGACGGUGUGUUGAAGUUGCAUUCGGAGAAGAAGUGCCCUUUGGACGAUUUUGAUUUGGUUUACUGGCAAGGCAGUGGGGGUUGCUUUUGCAGUUUUGGUGUUUUGGAAAGUGAAUUUUUUGAAAAUGUUGAUAAUUUGAGGACACAAGGUCUGGUGCAAUGUCCACGUAAGUGUGCGUCAGGUCAUGGUGUGUUGGUGCUCGAUCCCCAGUCAGCACCCAAAUGGCGAUUCGCUUGUAAUCGCUGCUCAUCGGUGCUGAUCGCGUUCGAAGGUGCGCAGAAACUGAAGGUGCUCGAGAGACAAUGCGAGGCGUGUUUGGCGCAGUGGGUGCAGGUCGAUUAUAAGGAUGACAAGUGUCCUUUACCAGAUGGAGAGUCGCAGUUCAAAGGGUGUAUAUUCUGCGAUGAGUCAGUGCAGUCGUUGAUCAAUAUGAAUCAUUUGUUUUACGAAAGGGCUGAUAGCAAUAUGAUUGGACAGCAACAGGGGGGUGGUAGAAGGGGUGGUUCGAGAGGAGGGGGACGGGGG